GGGUGGAAGCAUCUCACUGGUGACGGGUCUGAAAGCACGUGGCUACGUCAUGGAAAGCCAGUCUUUUCAAUGCAAACUUCAACCCCUCCUCCUCCCCCUAAUGCCGGUAACUCACAUCCAAGGCUGGGCGAGGAAUCCGGAGGGGAGAUUUUCCUCAUGCUCACCGUUGUUGGAAACUGGGAGAGAGAGAGAGGAAGGCGGCAGGGGAUCCGAAGCGCUCUCUACCUACUACCAGCCUGACCAGGGGAGGAGUCACCUAGAUUUGCAUCUUUUCUUCGUGGUGGUUGAGAACUGCAGGUUCAAUCCGAUCCCCCUGAGCACUGGCGCUUGAUUAUAAAAAAAAAAAAAAUCGACACUGGGAGAAGGGAGGCUGUGUCUUCGGCUGUCAGACUCGGAGGUGGUAUUGGUGUGUGUAUGUGUGCUGGUGGUUUUUUUUUUUCUUUUUCUUUUUCUUUUUUCUUUCUUUCUUUCUUUCCUUUUUUUUUUUUUUCCUUUCCUUCUCUCCUAGGGACUACACAAUGGCAGUCUUCUCUCAGUGAGAUGAAUCCUGCUUUGACUCCUGCAGACUCACCCAGCCUCAUAGCGAUCAACUAAAAGGCUAUGGUUUUCUCUUUGGGGAUCUUUUGUGCAUUACUGUUCUCCCUGAUUAGUUCUGGUCUCAGUUGGGAUUUCUUUGCUUUUUUGUUUGGCUUCAUGCUGAAAAAGGAUUUUUUUGCCAACCCUUUGGUAAUAAUCCAGUGGUGAUCAAGGGGAUAAAUCAUUCACCCUGGCCGAAAAAAAACAAUCUCUGAGAAGUCUCAAAGAAAUAUACCACGUGAGGGGAAAAAACUGGGAGAAGAUCCGGAAUAUUAUCGUUUUUCCUAUGGUAAAACCGGUGCCCCUCUUCAGGAGAACUGAUUUCAAAUUAUUAUUAUGCAACCACAAGGAUCUCUUCUUUCUCAGGGUGUCUAAGCUGCUGGAUUGCUUUUCGCCCAAAUCAAUGUGGUUUCUUUGGAACAUUUUCAGCAAAGGAACGCAUAUGCUGCAGUGUCUUUGUGGCAAGAGUCUUAAGAAAAACAAGAACCCAACUGAUCCCCAGCUCAAGGGUAUAGUGACCAGGUUAUAUUGCAGGCAAGGCUACUACUUGCAAAUGCACCCCGAUGGAGCUCUCGAUGGAACCAAGGAUGACAGCACUAAUUCUACACUGUUCAACCUCAUACCAGUGGGACUGCGCGUCGUGGCCAUCCAGGGAGUGAAAACAGGGUUGUAUAUAGCCAUGAAUGGAGAAGGUUACCUCUACCCAUCGGAACUUUUUACCCCUGAAUGCAAGUUUAAAGAAUCUGUUUUUGAAAACUAUUAUGUAAUCUACUCAUCGAUGCUGUACAGACAACAGGAAUCUGGUAGAGCCUGGUUUUUGGGAUUGAACAAGGAAGGGCAAGUUAUGAAAGGAAACAGAGUAAAGAAAACCAAGGCAGCAGCUCAUUUUCUACCCAAGCCAUUGGAAGUUGCCAUGUACCGAGAACCAUCUUUGCAUGACGUCGGAGAAACGGUCCCAAAAGCCGGGGUGACGCCGAGUAAAAGCACAAGCGCGUCUGCAAUCAUGAAUGGAGGCAAACCAGUCAACAAAAGUAAGACGACAUAGCCAGAUCCUCACAGGUGUUGUGACUGACUCGCCCUGAGCACCGUUGAGUGAUUUAUCCUGGCCACAGCCUCCUGUUCCGGGGCCCAGGAGCAGCUGGCAGUAAGCAGACGCUUGCUCCCCGCUGGCUCGAACUUCUUGGUCGCAAGUGGAUAAAUCUCAACGUGUUGUGCCCUCACAACAAGAAGACACCUGGAUAACCAGCUCAACUCAGACCAUGGAAUGCCCUACCAGAUAUGGAAUGCCUUUUUAAUAUCUUUUCUGUGACUGUGACACUUCACGUGAAUGACCUACUUCACAAGUCCACUCGAUACCUUGCCUGCUGACAGCUCCCCAUAUUCCUUUUUGAGUCCCGUUUCGGCGAAUUCCAUGUGUUUAAGUUCGAUUUUGUAGCACACAGAUACUCUUGAGUAAUUUCUAGUUAGAUGCUGUAAACCUGUGCUAUUAUGGAGUUCUCUUCUUCCCGUUUUUACAGGGCUGCUGGCUCCACUGUCUGUGACCUUUUGCAGGGAUUGUGUUCCUCUCAAUCGUAACUUGUAGCGGUUGGCUUAGUUUGGAGAGCGAUCAGGGAAACAGAAAGCCUUCUAAACCUAUUAUGACACAUUGCAUCUAUAACGAUUAAGAGUGUUGUCUCUGGCUCACACUACUGAUGAAACACACAUAUAUGCUCUGUCCAGUAGCAGAUACUGUGCUCCCAAGGCCGCGUGGCCGGGCUGAGAAAUGGGGUCAAACGCAGUCAUGGGAAGCGCUCUAUGAUCUGGGUUUGACAUCCCCCUUAGUUUCUUUGUGUGUGUGUGUGUUUUAUACAUAUCACAAGCUUACUGGUAAUGGUAACAUUUGCCUUGCCCAGCGAGCAAGACCCACUGGUUUUUGAGAAAGUGGGUCCAAAGAACUCUGUAGGCCUUGUAGGCCUGAUUAAGGUUCAUUUUCAUCUAUGAAUCCUCAUUAUUUGGAAAAAAGGAAAAAAAAUCAAUAAUUACAACCUACAAGAAUUGCGCUACCUAAAUCCAUUUCAGAUAGAAUCCUUCCUGUUUUUAAUGAACCAAACUUAAUGCCAUCCCUGGUUUGGGCUGCAUUCCACUCAUACUCAGCAGAGCAUGGGCAAGGCGGCUGUUGUGUUCUUUUCUGCAGCAGCAAUGCAAACGUUAGUUAUAAAUUAGACUUUAAUAUUUUUGGUGUUUAACAAGUUUUUAAACUGGACAUAUUAGGAAAAAAAUAUUUUUUUUAGCUCAGCAUGCUGAGUCAGGUACUGUGUAAUUCACCAGUCCAUACCUCUGACUCAGCUUCUCGGGCCCCUGUGGCCCAAUGGCUGAGUUAGAGGUGCCUUGCCAUGAUCUCAGAAUGCAGUCUGUUGAAUUAUUCUAGAUUAAAACUAAAGACAAACCAACAUGUUCAAACAUCAGGUUUUCGGUCCAUCUGAUUUUUUUUUUUUUUGCUGUUCUUUGAUUUUGCUUAACUAACUUCCUUUGGAAUUUAAUACUGCUGAAUUCUGAGCUUAGGGAAGACAACGACUAAGAAAGUCCAUGAAUAGUUGACUCCACAGUGAAGAAACCAUGCAAAAUGUUCAAUAUUGGAUAUAAAGAGUUUCAAAAUGUUAGAUACUAAGCUGUUUGUUUGGAAAUAUAUUUGUUAACUCUGUGUAUACUUAAUAAAUUUCAAUGUUUUCUCCUCAGAAGAGUUAACUGAGACCAAACUGAACCUCAUUUAUAGAAAACUACAUGUGGGAUCAAUGAACUGGCCUCUUGUUAUUAUUUCCAUGUGGAAGGAUGACCCAGUCGCCAUUUUCUCCCAUCUGCAUUGUAUUUACUGGGAAAUUAUUUUGUCACUGCUUUCCUAAGUCUCCAUGACAGCCCUUGCCCAGCAUUUAAAAAUUUUGGCCUGCUUAGCUGAUUAAAGAUUUACUAUCAAUUUAACUGUUUAUGCUUAUUUCAUUUUCGUAUUGAAUUCCACUUUAAUAAAUAAAAUGUUAGCAUAAACGUUUGAGUAGAUUUAUUGUCGACAGUGCUAAAGUACAACAAAAUGCUUCUUUUGACCUCUCUUGAUUUCUUGUUACACCAUUUUAAAGCUUAUUAUUUUUAACAGGCUAAGUUAAAAUACAUUAGAUGAAUUUCAUUAACCAAUUGUUUAGGGAAGACAUAUAUUCCAUAAUAUGUGGCGACUUGAAAUUCCAAUUAGAUGGACUUACCUACUGUGCACAGGCGCACACACACACACAUCAAACAACCCCACCUAUAUGUUUUUGGUAAUCAAUCAGCCCUACUUGCUGGUUUCUUUUUCCCCUGUAAGCUUGUUUAUUGGUUAAAAUUAUGACAAGAUUUAUUUUUGUAAGUGACUGAGAUUUCAGUAAAUGUGUACCUCUGUUUUGUUUUUUACAUGAGUUAUCGAUAAGGGCGUUUAUCCCUAUGAAUGGAUGUCAAAAUACUUUCUUCUAAUAUAUGUUUAGACGUAUUGCAGAGGGGUCCUUGUUAUUUGUGAUUUAGUUAGAUCAUUUCCUCUGUGUCUGGUCUGACCUGUUGCAUGGAACGAGGACAGCACUGAUGAACUGCAUGUUGUAGGACCUGUGUAUCAAGAACCAUUGGUGUGUAUUAAUCUACAUACAAAGAGUUUGUCUGCAUUGUACAGUUUCUGUGUUGAAUAUCAUUUGUUGUAUUCAUAAAUACAACAUAUUGAAUAAAAUAUUUAUAUGACGGCAUAUUCAAAAACAUUGAACAACUUUAUGUAAUGAAAUGGCAUUGCAUCACCCACAUAGAGAAAUGUCAUGUAAAUAAGUUUGGUAAACUCAUUUUCCCCCUUUACCAUGCCAAAGAAAAUUUUAGCUCUUUGAUGAUACCUCUCUUGCUAUUUUUCCAGGAUAAGACUCCACCAUUUUCUCCCCUCAAAAAUUGUUUGCUGUUUUAAGUAAGUGCAAUCUGUCACCUUUGGUGUUCUGUACAGUAAAUCUGAUGGAAUUCAUUUGUAUUUAGAGAACACCACAUGUUCUGUACCUCCAUGUACAUAUGUCGAUCUUAUCAACUCUUUCCAAUAUCACAUUCCUUUUGCAUCCAUAUCUGGUGUGAGAGGGUUAUGUCUACUGAUUUGUUAUGGUAGCUGUUCCAUUCAUUCCUCAACAACGCUCUGGAAUGUUCAUUGUUUUGAUAUUUCAGGUGACAUCAUUUUAUUUUCCUGUAAGUUUGCUUUCUAAAAUACUUUGCUACAACUUUACUUGGAAAAAUUAUAGAAGAGAUGCAAAUGGUUCAGCCUAUAUAAAGAGUAAAAUGGAACUGAGCAUCAUGUCAUUACAAAUCUUGGAGAAUUUAGAGAUUCGUGCUCUAAAUGUUCCCUUGCCCUGAGUGUUUGGGGUAAGGGCUGGCUUCAAGAUGGGCCCACAAGACUGCUGCAGUCCGUCUAAUUGUUUGCCUCUUGGAGAGUAAGAAGAGUUUAUCACACCUGGCCAGUUGCUUAAUGAAUGCCUAAAGCACUACAACAGUCUGCUGUUUUCAGGAUGACCAACAUCAGAUUUGGUUCUUUUUUAAAAAACAACAAGAAAAAAACUUCUCUCUUUUUAAGUUAGACAUGUAUCACUUCAUUUAAAGUUUUCUCCCUAAUAUUAGAGUGAGAAUUAACAUUUGAAGGAGAGACCAGAUUGACUAAGAAAUCCAUUUUAGAAGGAAUUGAAAGUCAUUAAAAAUUAUUUUCAAUGUUAUUUCAGAACAAGACUAUACCCAGGGCAAGCUUUUGAGCUAAACGCAGGCAUAUGAAACUCCAGGUGUGAAGAGUAUUCCUUUGGAGUGAAAUACAUUUCAUAGUGUAGCUCUCUUAGCUUACAAAGUGGCACACAGGGCCUGCUGACUCUCUCGAAUACUGAGUAGGGUUUCAAAGGUUUGAUAGUGAAUCUGCAAACAAAGACUGAGUUAUGUUUUUGUUUUUACCUGGUUUUCUCUAUCAUUUGGUCUAAUUCCCACGUUGUGUUUGCAUUUGAGGUCGUGGAGGCCAUUCCUUCCAAUGCGCGGUAGGAAUCUAGAUUAGCUCAGAGUCCAGGAAGACAACAGGAUAUAGUGAUUCUCUUAGAUCUUAGGACAUUAGUAGAAUCUUAUUAAAAAGUCCUUUAUGGAAGAAUUCCUCAGUGAUGGUUAGCCAAGCAAGCAGGGUUGGUGCCAACACCAUCUGCAAACUUGUCGCAUCUUUCCCAGUGGACAUUAAUCCCACCAUAACUGCCGAUCAACUUGAACAAGCCAACAAAAUUUGCAUAUUUUCCCUCCACCUAUUACAAGUUUGUUCUUGCCCUGCCUUUUAUUUGAAGAGGGAGUUUUUAUCUUAGUAAUGGAAUCAAAAGUCAAAGUACAAAAUAACAUUUAAGAAGGUUAGAAUCUAUGUCUUUACAUGUAACUAUGUUUAUUUUUCUCCAACUUAAACAUGUAAAUUAAAUCACUUCUUAAUAGAUCUAUUGAUGUUUCAUUGCUAGAGACAAAACCACACAUAAAAACACGCACAAGAACUGUUAUAGCAGACAGAAAGAGGUAAAAAGAAAAUAUUUCUGUUUUAAAAGAAAAAUAUUCAUUAGAGUUUAGGUACCAUGUGACUUAUGCUAUAAUUCAGCUUUGGUUCAAUAAUUCAUGGCUAAAUGAACCACAGAAUAUAGCUGACUAUAAUAGAUUUUGUCAAAAAAUUUGGACAAAUCACAUUCUGAACUUUAUAAUAAAGUAAUUUCUCCAUAUUUAAACUUCUUAAAGAGCAUAAAUGCUGAGGACAUUUUUCUUACAUGAAAAUAUAAAAAGAGCAGCAUUCUUGUUGCAGGGAUAACAAAUAUAGAGAAUGAGAAGAAAAAUAAGACACACCUAGGGUAACGUGAUGAGACAGGAAACUAAGGGCCGUACCAGUAGAGCAGGAUGGCAAACUACUGCUUAGCUGCAAGCCAAAUACAGCUUGCAAUCUGUUUCUUAUGGCCCAGGAGCUCAGAAUGAGGUUUUUUUAUUUUUUCCAUUUUAAAGUAUUAAACGUGAACAGACAAGAAUCUUCUAUAGAGAUGUAUGUGACCCACAGUCUAAAAUAUUUACUAUCUGGUCCUUUAUAGAAAGCAGGGUUCUGCAAGAGGGGAAACUGAAAGUCAUUUGUAUUAUGAUGGCUGGAUAAGGUAAUGAAUUCCAAUGUUUGUGCAUCAUCACAUAAGGCAUCAAAAUUGCAACUGAACAAUGAUAACAGAUUUGUUUGAGGCUUAAAGUGUUUAGAUAGAGGAGAGGAAAGAGUACAAUCUAUCAUUUCUUGACUCCUUAUGGUCCCCUCAUUUUAUAAAAACUGAUAUAUCAAUUGACAUACUUAAUAACAGAGAUACAAUUUACAUGGUUGCAUUCCUUAAUCUCAGGAUAGAGAUGACAAUUUUAUAAAUCUCUUCAAGUAUGAGAACACUAUUAGUACUAUAAAAAUCAGCAUCAGUUAAAUUUUCUCUUAAAUAAUUUUCAAUAUCAAAUUUUUAAGUAACUCAGCAGAUACAUAUUUUCCUUACCUUUGGUGAUUUGACUUAGAAAAGUCCAAGCCACGACUCUAGAAUAUUUACAUCAUCAAGUAAAAUUUCCAAGCAAAAAUUUUCAUCUUAAACAAUAUGGAAAUCAUUUUGUUACAUUAUUCUAGGAUUUUACAAAAUAUAAAUCACAUUUAGAAAAAAAGUGGGGUUUUUAUUAGCUCUAAAUAAUUAAAGGUUGCCUAAACUAAUGUGUAUGUAGACUUAACUGUAAAUAUGUAAGGGAAGUCCAAAUUAUUGUACAUUUUCAUAAUGCAAUGUGAAUUUCAUACAGAGCAGAAUUUCACCAUUAAGAAAAUAAACGUUUUGUUCUUAUUAUUGAGUGAAUAUUUGUAAUUUCUAUUUCAGCCAUUUCUGGAUUUUUUAAAAAUCCUCUGAGCUUUUGAGACUUUUUAUUAUAGUAUCUCUUCUUGAUUUCUUUGCAUGUCCCUACUUUUCCAGUAAGUCGUGUAUCCUUAUAAAUAAGAAUCUUUUAAGAGAAGUGAAUGUGUAUUUCAGGCCCAUAAUAUAUCUAACUAUAUGUUGUCUUUUUAAAAGGCAAGUUACCAUGGAGUAAACAGUAAAAAAAAUCAUAUUUCUUGUAUAUGUAACCCUUGCCCAGUUUUUAAAAAUGUUCUAGAAACAGAAAAUAGAUACCCCUGAAUAAAAAUUCAUUUUUGGGGUUAAUCCUCAGUAGGCAAAUAUAUACUGACACAGAAUAUAAGCAACUUAUGUCACCAUUUAUUAAAAAUGUCAAAUUUUGCAUUUUUCAUAUCUUUCUUAAUCUUAAGAGUCUUUUUUGGAGUGAGUUUAUUUUUAAUUUUUUUAAAAGAUUUUUUUUUUUGAUGUGGACCAUUUGUAAAGUGUUUAUUGAAGUUGUUACAAUAUUGCUUCUGUUUUAUGUUUUGGUUUUUGUUGUUUGGUUUUGUUUUGUUUUUUGGCCAUGAGACGUGGGAUCUUAGCUCCCCGACCAGGGAUUGAACCUGCACCCCCUGCAUUGGAAGGUGAAGUCUUAACCACUGGACCGCCAGGGAAGUCCCUUUUGUGAAUUUAAAGUGGGACUAGACAAAUGACAAAUGACUUAAUGGCUAAAAUGACCAGUUUUUUUUUUUUCAAAAGCACUGGUUAUGUAGUUUCUGCCUGCUCCCCUAGCCCAUGUGUGUUUGUAUACCACAUACCUCAUGUCUCCAUAUGGAAAUACUGGCAAAAUAUGGAUAUAUCUUCUCCUUAGACUCCAAUAUGGUCUUUCUUGCAUAGGGGUGUGCAUUUCUAACAACCGUGUAACUCAGGGUUUCUCAGCUCAGGCACCAUUGAUACUUGAAGUCAGAUAAUUCUUUGCUGUGGGAGGUUGUCCUGCACCAGAGGAUGUUUGCAGCAUCCCUGGCCUCCACCCACUAGAUGCCCACAGCACGCCCUCCCACCCCACCCAGUGGGACAAUGAAAAUUGUCUGUAGACAUUGCCAAAUGUCUUCUGGGUGGUAAAGUUGCCCUUGUUGAGAACCACUGAUGUAAAUUAAGGUAGAAAAAAAUUUUUCUGGCGUUAUUUACAUCAGAAUUUGCUUAACUCAUCUUUAAUGGGUACCCAGAUUUCACUGAGGCAUUCAGAAAUAGAAAAACAUACAAUGGUCUGUUUGACCUGUCCUAGGGAUGAUUAUAUAUGGUUCCCUCUGCAUUUAUAUGUUCUAAUGGCCUAGAAAAAUAAGAAUCCAGUUCUCUGCCAUGGUUUAUUAAGGAUAUUCUGUGCCGAGCCAGAUUUCACAUGCAUUUCCAUUCCAUCCAUCCCAGCAUUCACAGUUUCCACAGCUACAGAUUCCAUUCCCUGCAAGAAAGUACACAGGGGAGUCAUUAUCAUGAUCGAAAGUCACCAAGUUAAAAUAUGUUAUUCUAAACCACAGCAGUUCAUAAUCAAGACCAUUUCAUUCAUCCUCUGCAGAUUUUCUUAUUCUGUUCUGUAGCCAUCUUACCAUUAUCUUGUUUAGCAGCGAUGGGAAAUGUGAUUUUUCACAUAAUUAAUGGCAUCUGCUUGAUGCUACCAUCUGUGUAUCAUCUAAUAGUGACCAUCCUGUGUCACUCUAGGUGGCUUCCAUGUCAUAAUUUUGUUUUCCUGUAGAGAGCAAGUUAUGUCUGACUUAUGAAUAAAUGCUAAAAACCAUAAAGUCUCCUGACAUAGAAUGAGGUAAGCUGAGGAAUCAGCUAGAAGAGGAGCCCUGUGCCACAGGGACGGACAGACAGUGAAUGUCUAGCUUAAUGACAUACACAAGCAUUCAUCUUUUACCUUCAACUAGAAACAAGGAGAACAAACAUAACGUGUCUCCCUUUCCCCUGUAACUUGUUCAAGCAGAUGUAUUUUAUAACCAAUUAUCAGGAUUCAAUAACUUGGGAGAGCAGUAGCUAUGACACUGCUAAGUCUCCCUCAUCCCCGCAACACACACACCCCACUCCUUGCAGCCAACCAAUACAUCAACCGUCUUUGAAUUAGUGGUACCUGGGUCCUGUUUAAAAUAAUACUCCAUUCCCUACACCAGGCUCAAAGUAAAAUGGUUGUCCAGACGAUUAUUUUCUCUUUUCAACAUAUAACUGCAUAUGUGUGAGUUGAGGGCGUGGUUACUUUUGUCUGCCAAUGCCCACUCCCCUUCUGCGGUGACUUCCUGUGAAUAGUGGGUCUUGAUUACACAGACGCUCUCCUGCCCAGCUGUCUACGGCAGUACGCGGUGGGUAUCAUGUCUUUAUUGCCAGCUGUGACAUAGAACAGUUAGGGUAGGUUGAUACUGCACCUGUGCAAAUGAGACCAUCAUGUUUGUCGCAGUCCCUGUCAUCACAGUCGCAGAAUUCUCCCGAAAUAUACCAUUCUUCGGCAGAACAAAUGCACUUCCCACAGUGACAAGAACCUGAAAUCACAAAGGGCACUACUUGCUGUCACCACUUAACUAAAGGUUUCCGUCUAGAACAGAAUAUCAUCAGUGCAGCGACAACAGACUUCUAAUAACCUAUCCUCCAAAGGGAAAAGUUUAUUGAAUAGCCGGUCGCUCAGAGGGGAGCCUGACUUACUGUAAUUCGUAAAGGUUAUCCAGGAAAGGCUUCAUUAUGGAUCUAGACAGUUGCAAUUAGCCUUGAGCAAAUGUUCCAUGGCCCAGCCUGGUUGAAAUGUCAGUGAGAGCAGAAUGUGGUUGAUUCUUAUAGAUGGCCUUCCAAAAAAGGUAUUCAAAAAUAGAUGUUUUUAUUUUCUGAAUUGAAUCAUGCUUUAAAGGUGCUUGUUUUUAAAGGAAUUGAAUAGCAAGUUCUAAUAAGAGGGGAUGCAUUUAUUAAUAAAAGAAAUACUAAAUUAUUGUGCUUACAAUUCUGGAUUUUUGUUUACAUGAUUUUCUUAAAAUACGGACACGCCUGUAUAUUGGGUAGCUCUUUUAUUUAUUUAUUUAUUUUUUGUGAUACGCGGGCCUCUCACUGUUGUGGCCUCUCCCGUUGCAGAGCACAGGCUCCGGAUGCGCAGGCUCAGCGGCCAUGGCUCACGGGCCCAGCCGCUCCGCGGCAUGUGGGAUCUUCCCAGACCGGGGCACGAACCCGUGUCCCCUGCAUCGGCAGGCGGACUCUCAACCACUGCGCCACCAGGGAAGCCCUUGGGUAGCUCUUUAAAGUGCUAAAAAUACACACAUAAUAACUCAUGUAUAUUCAACUUAUCAGACUUCAUUCUCAGGAUUUCCUGCCAUAAUCAAGGAUAGCUCUAAUCUCCCCAAAAUGUUCAUCUUUUAUGAGGCUCUAGGUCCAACCACCUUUUCCAUUACUUUACACAUCCCCUCUUUUUAAUUAAUUAUUUAAUUAAUGUCACUAAUUAAAAAAUUCCUCUAGUUAUUAAAAACAUUUUGGUUUGCUGAGAAAUAAUUUUAUUAUUUAAAUAUGUUUAAAAGAAGAGAAAAUAUAUGGAUUAAAUGGUGUCACAAAGGGAAGAAAGCUCUCACAGUCUAAAUGUCUUCAUCGGAUGGCCCAUAAAACCCCACAUGGCAAAAUUACGUCUACAACCACAGUAAAGACACCUUUAAAAUUUAAAGGAAAACACAUAAAAAGGACUUUCCCUUCCUUCUAUUUCCUUGGACGGGUUAGUCUUUCCAAACAUGCUUUCCUUCUACUGAAAGAUGCUUAUCACUAAAUUGUUCUGGUCAAAAAUCACCUUAAGAGAUUGUGAAGUAGAAAAAAGUACUUUGACCUAUUUAACAAAAUUCCAGACUCGGUAAGUUCAAAAUUUGUCGGAGAGGGGCAGGAAUCAAUCAUUAGUGCCUCUAGGAAGCACAGUGCUUAAAAAAUGAGUUAACAAACUGAGUGAGUAAAGUGGCUAGAGAAAAGGAUUUCCUCAUACCAUGGAAUCAGGAAAGGAUCUGUAUAAACGUAUCUCGAGCAUUAAGCACUAUGUGGUAUUUCAUAUCAUGGAAACGACUAUCUGCAUUUUAGUGGCAAAAAUCCCCAAUGGCCAAGUUAAACCUUCCACAUUCCUUGUCAUGUGGAAAGUAAGGGAGUACUAGUUAUGUGCUCAGAGCUGGGUUUACCUUUGUUAAGUCCUUGCUUAAGCACAGCAUGAUUUCAUUUAGUCUUGACUUGCCUUCCUGAGGGUCUUGGUUGCUUUGCAUUUUCUUGAGUAAAAUCUAGACAACUUUCAGUUCUGAUGAGUGACUGACAGCCUGAUGGUUGCUUAGGAACCAGUGAGCGAGGCCUUCCGGCUCAGUCUGUGAGGAAGGCUGGCUCCCUCUCCGUCUCAUUCAGGUACAGUGUUACCUUAUUUUAGAGAUUUAUCCUAGUUUUAAAGAUUUCUUUCAAAUUUCUAGGCAUGGAAGUGUUCACCAUUCAACUGCUCAUUUAGUAAAUGGUUAGCAACAUAUCUGCAAAAAAAACCCCAAAAAACAAAACAACAACUUGGGACAUUUCAUUGAAAUUUCCUCAGAAAGCACCAUAUUUCGUGCUUUAUUUCCAUGAGUAAUUACUGGAAGAACUGGAUUGUUUUCAGUUGUUUCUAAAAUAGUAUUUCCUUUGCAUUCCAAAAUUAUUUCUACAAAGCAGCAGAAGUAAAUGACUUUAUCUGUCCAUGAUAGUCACAUCUUAUGCCUAGGAUAUUUUUUUUGUAUUUCGUCACAAUUCAUGAAAAGAUCUCACAUUUCAUUUUUAAACUUAACCUCUGGCCUUGGAACUAUUUUAAUUACUGCUCUUGCUUCUGGAAUGCUUAGCUUCAGUCUAUAGCAAAGUAUUUUCCUAAAACUGGUAAGCUCAGCUAAAGUUAAUAUGGUAUCAUGGAGAGACCAUUUGACAAAUAAAUUCCAGUUCCAAAAGUCUACUAGUCACUGAAAUACUUAAAGUGAAAAAUGGGGACUGAUUUUUGUAUGUGCUAUGAAAAAGUAGCUUUUCUCAGUCAGCGUUUUCCCAGCUGUGUUGUUCUUUACUGUUUGUGUCUCUCAGAGGUAGGAAGUUCUUCUGCUUGUGAAACUAGGAAUAGCAUGUAAUACUAACACAUUGUGAUCAUUAUUAGGACCUCUUAUAGCAGCGCCUUGGUUGUAAAGUGCUCUGUUUUCAUCAGUAACUGGGGGUCAAACUGCCCAUCUCUAGAAAGGGAAAAACUUAGGCAAAGGAUUCUGUCAGUCAGGCACAGGCCACAUGACUGCCAAGAGGGGAGCAAUUGUUCAGCUCAGCUGGCCGGGCUCCACUCACACCCGUGAGACCCAGUCCAGCUAUAGGGAGAAGCUGGCUCAUCUUGGCAGGAUCUCUAGGGUACUAAGUUCAUGACCACAAUAUCACUGACCCAUUUAUUGUCUUUCUUAGUAUAAGGACCCUAAAGAGUGCUCUGAUCUCCCUUCUGUGCUUCCCACUGGCUUCCAUUCCUCGGGAAUCAGCCACAUUUUCUCAUUUGUCUUCAGAGCAUCCUUAGGACACAAGAAGGGGAAAGAAAUGAAAUUCUUCUGCCUUCAAAGAUGAGAAAAUGAAAGUACAUCAGUUAACCUAAGAUUCCUAUCUGAUUCAAUCUACUCUUGUACCUACCUACCUGUGAUGCCUCUCCCAGGGAAAAAAAACAAAAACAAAAAAAACUUUCAUAUAGUUUCAAAAAAUGAGUUGUGUGUCCUACAGAUCUGCCCCAACAGCCAUAUCGGUGAGGCAACUAGAGCAUGGAGUCAAGACUGGUUUUUGAACCAUGACUUUCACCCUUUCUCUUUUCCAGAGAUGGAGAACGGGUCGGGUGGAGGGGAGGGAUAGGUGGUGGAGGUACCGUGGACUUAAUCUGGACGAUGCAUUACUCGAGUAUCAACAUAAGAGUGUAAGGGGUCAUUGAGCGACAUGCAGUUAAUCAUUGUCACACAAAAGCAUCUUUAAGGAUAUCAGAGUGGAUCACCUAGAUCUGGGUUGAAGUUAUCAGGGUAAGAAGGUUACUGUGUAUUCUUGGAUCCAAAUAAAUAAAUCCCCAAACAAACAGCCUAUAAAUUAUAUCACAUAUUCCGCAAAGGUAGCUAAGUUUAGGGGAGACCUGGCUCUGAGAUCAUCUCUGGUUAUUCCCGCAAACAACUGAGUAUAAGGGCGAGGCACCUUUGUUAGCUGCCCCAUUAACAGAGUCGGACUUUCUUUUUCAUCCAUCAAGCCUGACAAAAUGCUGCAACCCGACAUCCCAGCAGGCAGAUUUCACUAUUGUGCUAACUCUUCCAUCUGUUAUGAGGGUCACGACAAUGUGUAUCUUGUUUUAAAUUUUUCUAUGGAGUGAUUUAUUGUCUUGGCUAUAAAUUUGUAAAGAAAUAAAAUGCUAUUUCUUCAUCGUC
Globicephala melas (long-finned pilot whale) is the source of this 13870-nucleotide messenger RNA. RefSeq names its product fibroblast growth factor 14 (gene FGF14). Gene Ontology annotation, biological process: regulation of voltage-gated sodium channel activity. NCBI's taxonomy places the organism in Eukaryota, Metazoa, Chordata, Mammalia, Artiodactyla, Delphinidae. The record is from RefSeq and is a predicted model, not a curated record. Gene Ontology annotation, cellular component: cytoplasm; nucleus. Gene Ontology annotation, molecular function: sodium channel regulator activity; growth factor activity.